Venustampulla echinocandica is the source of this 1455-nucleotide messenger RNA. RefSeq lists its product as uncharacterized. The coding region runs from base 1 to 1455 and encodes 484 amino acids. The record is from RefSeq and is a predicted model, not a curated record. NCBI's taxonomy places the organism in Eukaryota, Fungi, Ascomycota, Leotiomycetes, Helotiales, Pleuroascaceae. The transcript has 4 exons.
AUGGCUGCCGCUGCGAUUCCAACUCAGAACCCGGCAGUUAGAUCCGAAUCUAAGACUGCGAGGAAGAAGAAGGCCAAGACCCCCUCGACCGAAACAGAAGCUUCCACCACCGCGUCUGGCGAGGCUCCCAUAUCCACCAGUCAAGCAGCAAGCAACAGCGGGGAUGGUUCUUACGAGAGUCCGUAUAUCAAGGAGCUGUACAAGAACAUCCGCAAUGCCAACAAGAAAAUUGCCAAUGCCUCCAAGGUUGACGGCAUCGUUGCGGAACAUUCUGGCAAGACCCUCGAUCAAUUGGUUGCGGAGCGCAAAAUCAAUGCCGACCAGAAGGCCCAGAUCUUAAAGAAGCCAGCUCUUCAAGCAUCCCUGGCACAGUUGGAGGAGCAGAUCGCCCAGUACAAGAAGUUCGACCAGGAGUACAAGGCCAGAUCCCAGGCUGAGAAGGCGGAUUUUGAGAAGACCCUCACCGAGCGUGCAAGCAAGGAGCUCGAGGACGCAGUUGUUGCAGCCAAGACCGAGGCAGUGACCACAGCCCGAAAGGAACAAGAGAGCAAUCUUCUGCUACUGUCGCAAUUCCUAAGAUUAGCCGCUAUUCGACGAGGAGAGGAUGAGGACCCUGAGCUGGAGGAGAAUAAGGCUCUUGAGGGACUUCUGGCUAGGGUGUACACUGGUGAUGGAAACGCAGUUGCUUCAAUGCUAAAUCUCAUCAAUGGCUCUAGUGAUGCCGUCACCUCAGUCAACAAUGAAAUCUUGACUGUCACUUAUGCCGAUAUCAAGCGUGUCACACUUGCUCAGGCUCCCCAAGUCGCCGUUCUCGAGGGUGUUACCGAAUCUGUGGCUGAGUUGGAGAUCAAGGAGGAGAGCGAUGCUACAAUUUUGAACGUCACCGAGCCUGAAGCAACAAAUGGCAACAUCGAGAAUGCUCAAGAUCUUCCAAAGAUCCCAGUCAACGGUGAUGUAGUUGCCGGCGCCGCUACUGAUUUUGACAUACCGAAUGAGCUGUCCACCUCUCAGGAAUGGGUUGAGGUUCCUCGCGAUGCUGUUACGGAGACCGGUCCUGGAGUGGCCGUGACUGCUUCUAUACCUGUCCCUGCAAACGCCGCUGGCCAAAACAGCUGGGCCGAUGACCAACCAGACAGCCCUACCGAGGUUAGUGCCCCCCCUAUCAGCACACUUCUCCCAGACUGUAAAGCUUUUGCUAACUUGUCGGUGCUAUAUAGACAACCACUGCUGCCCCAGCCAGCAAGGACGACGGCUUCCACGAAGUCCAGCGCUCCCGAGGCGGCAGAGAUAGAGGCCAAGGUCAACACCGCGGCCGCGGCGGGCGUGGUGAUGGCUAUCGUGGACGUGGCGGCUACCGAGGCGACGGUUUCCGCGGCGGACGCGGCCGAGGUGGUGGAAACCGUGGAGGAGCCCCCCGGCGCCCAGACGAAUCAUAGAUCUCUCUCCUAUGAUUGA